Molecule: messenger RNA, 1197 nt
Organism: Quercus lobata
Lineage: Eukaryota; Viridiplantae; Streptophyta; Magnoliopsida; Fagales; Fagaceae
Exons: 3
Coding region: 180-1145 (321 amino acids)
Source: RefSeq, a predicted model, not a curated record
UGCACUACCAAGUCGUACGUUCCAGAGAUUCUAUAACAUUUUCACACCCAAAAAAAAAAAUCCAUCAAACAGUCAUAUAGUCCUCCAUCUCCAUCUAAAUCUCUCAAAUUUGCUUUGCACAUUAGUACUCAUUAAUUAGCUCCACCACCAUAUCAUCGUAAUCAUCAACAACAACAACAAUGUCAGUGUUGGUGAAGACAGACUCGGAGGUGAGUAGCUUGAGCCAAUCCUCACCAGCAAGGUCUCCUCGGCGACCUGUGUACUACGUGCAGAGCCCAUCUAGGGACUCUCACGAUGGAGAAAAGACCACAAACUCUUUCAACUCGAGCCCAGUGCUCAGUCCUAUGGGCUCUCCUCCUCACUCUCACUCCAACUCUUCUCUUGGCCCUCACUCCCGUGAGUCCUCCUCCACUCGCUUCUCUGGUUCCCUCAAGCCUGGUUCACGCAAGAACAACAACAACAACUCGCAAAGGAAGGGUUGGAAGCCGUGGAAGGAUCAGUUUGAUUCCAUUGAAGAAGAAGGCCUAUUGAACGAUGAGGAUGGAAACCAACAUUUCCUCCGCCGUCGUUUUUACUGUCUUGCUUUUGUUGUCGGCUUCUUGGUGCUUUUCUCUUCCUUUUCUUUGAUUUUGUGGGGUGCAAGUCGUCCUCAAAAACCCACCAUCACUAUGAAGAGCAUUUUAUUUGAUCAGUUUGUGAUUCAAGCUGGUGCGGAUGCAUCAGGAGUAGCCACUGCGAUGGUGUCCAUGAAUUCCACAGUGAAGCUCACAUUUCGUAACACUGCCACAUUUUUCGGGGUCCAUGUCACAUCAACACCUUUAGAUCUCACAUAUUCUCAACUGAAAGUAGCCUCUGGAACCAUAGAUGAAUUUUAUCAAUCAAGAAAGAGUCAGAGAUCAAUAGCAAUCAUUUUGAAAGGAAGCAAUAUCCCACUGUAUGGAGGAGGAUCUAGCUUGGGCAGCCAAAAUGGUGCACCAAUUGAUCCAGUGCCAGUGACAUUGAACUUCAUAGUUCGGUCAAGAGCUUAUGUUUUGGGUACACUGGUCAAGCCAAAGUUCAACAAGAGGGUUGAGUGUUCGGUGAUUAUGGAUCCCAAGAAGAUGAACGUGGCAAUUUCGCUGAACAACAAGUGCACUUACAAGUAGAGAUUAAUCAUAGCAUUUCUUUGAUUAUAAUUAUGUAUUAUAUACAUAUGAA